Molecule: messenger RNA, 1404 nt
Organism: Manis javanica (Malayan pangolin)
Lineage: Eukaryota; Metazoa; Chordata; Mammalia; Pholidota; Manidae
Product: keratin, type I cuticular Ha3-II
Biological process (GO): epithelial cell differentiation; intermediate filament organization
Cellular component (GO): cytoskeleton
Molecular function (GO): structural molecule activity
Source: RefSeq, a predicted model, not a curated record
ACCAUGCCUUACGCCUGUUGCCUGCCCAGUGUGAGCUGCCGCUCCACCUGCUCCUCCCGGCCCUGCGUGGCCCCCAGCUGCCACAGCAGCAUCCUGCCCGGGGCCUGCAACAUCCCCGCCAACGUGGGCAGCUGCGGCUGGUUCUGCGAGGGUGCCUUCAAUGGCAGCGAGAAGGAGACCAUGCAGUUCCUGAACGACCGCCUGGCCAGCUACCUGGAGAAGGUGCGCCAGCUGGAGCGUGAGAACGCUGAGCUGGAGAACCGCAUCCGGGAGCGGUGCCAGCAGCAGGAGCCCUUUGUGUGCCCCAACUACCAGUCCUACUUCCGGACCAUUGAGGAGCUCCAGCAGAAGAUCCUGUGCAGCAAGUCGGAGAAUGCCAGGCUGGUGGUGCAGAUAGACAAUGCCAAGCUGGCCGCAGACGACUUCAGGACCAAGUAUGAGACGGAGCUGGGCUUGCGGCAGCUGGUGGAGUCGGACCUCAACGGCCUGCGCAGGAUCCUGGACGAGCUGACCCUGUGCAAGUCUGACCUGGAGGCUCAGGUGGAGUCCCUGAAGGAGGAGCUGCUGUGCCUCAAGCAGAACCAUGAGCAGGAAGUCAACACCCUGCGCAGCCAGCUGGGAGACCGCCUCAACGUGGAGGUGGACGCGGCCCCCACCGUGGACCUCAACCGCGUGCUCAACGAGACCAGGUGUCAGUACGAGGCCCUGCUGGAGACCAACCGCAGGGACGUGGAGGAGUGGUUCAUCACCCAGACCGAGGAGCUCAACAAGCAGGUGGUGUCCAGCUCGGAGCAGCUGCAGACCUCCCAGGCGGAGAUCAUCGAGCUGAGACGCACGGUCAACGCCCUGGAGAUUGAGCUGCAGGCCCAGCACAACCUGAGGAACUCCCUGGAGAACACGCUGACGGAGACCGAGGCCCGCUACAGCUCCCAGCUGUCCCAGCUGCAGUGCAUGAUCACCAGCGUGGAGUCCCAGCUGGCUGAGAUCAGGGGUGACCUGGAGCGGCAGAACCAGGAGUACCAGGUGCUGCUGGACGUGCGGGCCCGGCUGGAGUGUGAGAUCAACACGUACCGGGGGCUGCUGGAGAGCGAGGACUGCAAGCUGCCCUGCAACCCCUGUGCCACCACCAACGCAUGUGCCAAGCCCAUUGGACCCUGUGUAACCAAUCCCUGCACCCCUUGUGGCCCACGCUCCUACUGUGGGCCCUGCAAUACCUUUGGCUGCUAGAUGUCACCGAGACAGCAUGAAGACAGAUGGACCAACCAUCCACUGGCCAGCCUCGCUUCUCUGAGAACCAUCAGCCAUGGGACCCUGCAGCAGGCAUCACCGUAAACCACGGGCUGGAACAACAAGUGCUCCACACCCAGGCCCGCGGGAUGCUGUUCAUCUGAGGCCACUCGGCAG